GUCUCAAAAAGUCAAAAUUGUCAACACACAAACAUUGUUACAUGCAUAUUACGUCUGUGAAGCACGAAAAGGUUGAUUGUUUUACCAAUACAAGAUGGAAUACGUACAGGACAAGCUUACAACGGUCGCUCGGCUUGAAGGGAGACUCUCGGAACGUGGUGGCUGAAAACCACAAGCACUGUCUUGAUUUCGAGUUCGAAGAUAUUCCUGAGGACGCUGGCUUCCACCAUACAUGCUACAUAAGGUUUACCGACACAAAGGCCAUGACGAAGGUGGAAAGACGGCUCGCACGUGAGGGAGAUCAAGACGUUAGGGAGGACCUUGAGGUCGAGCCCAUCCCAUCGACGUCUCGCAGCACGUACCGAAGCCAAACAGAGAAGCUACGAUCAAGGUCAGGCCUGCCAAUCGCAGGCUCUGGCCCCGUCCUUCCUGCCCUGUGCAUUAUAUGCAAGAUGAAGGAGAAAAUGAUCAUCAAAGCAGGCAAGCGACAAAGGGAUCAACUGUGUAAGGCUGAAACAUUAAAAGCAGGCAAAUUGCAGAAAGCUGCUGAGAAGAAAGAUGACCAAAGUGUUCUUUUACAUAUAAAAGACAAAGACUGUGUGGCUCUGGAGGUGCGGUACCACAAAAGCUGUUACAGUCAGUACACCAUGUUUUUGCUGAGACCUGACAAACCAGAGACAGAACAGUAAGUUAUUUCUCCUUGGAUUGCUUUACCUAUUUGCACUACCACCAGACUGAAGUCCAGGUGUGUGUCGGCGAUGGCUAUAUAUAUAUAUACACAUACACAUACUUAACAUUAUAAGUAAACAUCCAAUUUCCUUCUGUUAUAUGUGCACACAAUCACAACACUUAUUCA
Molecule: messenger RNA, 856 nt
Organism: Gymnodraco acuticeps
Lineage: Eukaryota; Metazoa; Chordata; Actinopteri; Perciformes; Bathydraconidae
Exons: 2
Coding region: 42-689 (215 amino acids)
Source: RefSeq, a predicted model, not a curated record